Messenger RNA from Cucumis sativus (cucumber), 3834 nucleotides. RefSeq names its product protein LONGIFOLIA 1. Gene Ontology annotation, biological process: regulation of monopolar cell growth. The transcript has 5 exons. Lineage: Eukaryota; Viridiplantae; Streptophyta; Magnoliopsida; Cucurbitales; Cucurbitaceae. The record is from RefSeq and is a predicted model, not a curated record. Bases 335 to 3484 code for a protein of 1049 amino acids.
UUCUGUGUCCAAAAACAAAAUCCCAAAACAAACCAUAUCUUAUGGGUUUCUUAUUCCCUUAAGUUUUGGACUUGUAAUUCUAAGGAAAGAAAAAAAAAAAAAAAAAAAAAGUGGGGACUACUUACUUGUUUGAAUGUUUGGUGGCUUCUUCCUCCCUUUUGCUUGCCUUUCACAUUUUGUUCCCCUGUUAAAAAAAGCUCUUACUGCCAUUUGGUGUUUGUAGAAUCAUUCUGAGUUCUUUCUUUCUCAAACUUCUCUUUCAUGUAUGACAUUCCUUCCAUUUUAACUCAAAGCAUUGUUGAGAGAGGGAGAUAGCAGGAGGUGGAAGGGAGAGAUGUCUGCAAGGAUUACCUAUUCUUUAUCAGAUGAGAAUCAAAGCCUUCAUAAGCAAAUUGGUUGUAUGAAUGGCAUUUUUCAGAUAUUUGACCGGCGUUAUUUCCUCGGUGGUCGGAGCGUGCCCGGUCGCAACCAAAAGAAACUCCUACCAUCGCCAGGUAAUGAUGAAGGUAUCUCAAUGGAGCCUAACAGUGCCUCACAGAGAACUCAGGGGAAAAACCAGAAGAAGACUAGGAAAGAGAAACAAAGAGUGUCCACAGAGUCCUCCAGAACCUCAUUUUCGUCUACAACUUCUUGUUCUUCGAGUUUUUCGUCUCUUGAUGCCAAUAAUAGAGCAGCUCACCUUGAAACAACAUUGCUCAGCCAUGUUGAUUUUCCUGUAAACACAACUAGGGAGAUUCUGAAGAACAAGCAUAAUGCUACUGUUAAGCAAUUGGGCUGCCAAUCUUUCGAAUUCCGAGAUAUCGUCAAAGAGAACAUGAACAGAGAAGCUUGUGCAAUUUCGGUCAGAACUGUGGCAGGAGAAGAAGCAGUGAGUCGUAAAUUAAAACACGUGGACUCUCCAAGGCCGACGAGACAAGUCGAAUACACCGGCUCCAAGACUGCAGGAUCGAAUGAAUCAUUUCGCGUUCUUGCAAGGCUUCGAGAAGCACAUCGAUAUGCCAAUGAAGAGAAUGACAUUCCCACACAUUCAGCACCCAAGUUUAACAGAAGGCUAUCGUAUGAUGGAAGGGAUUCUUAUGAUACACUGAAAUCAACCAUAAAGAUCAGGGAACUUCCAAGGCUAUCACUGGACAGUAAAGAAAGCUGGGCUAGGCGCUCUGUGUCCGGAACAAGAUCAAAUGAUCUAGUUAAGGAUUUUCAGAAGGGUAACAGGGAUUUCGAAGAACCAGUGAGUUCGAGGCAAUCAUCCACGAUUGUUGCAAAGUUAAUGGGAUUGGAUUCUCUCCCAGAUUCAACUUCAACCUACAAUAGUCCAUCAAGAUUGAUCAAUGCUUGCCCAACCUAUGAACAAAAUUCUUUCUCGAGAUCAUCGAGGAAAAAUGAUGAGAGCACACAACAAAGUCGGUUUUCGGGGUCCCCAAGGAUUUCGCAUGGAGAUUCCUAUUCUCCCAGCUUGAGAAACAAUCAUUUGGGUUUGAAACCCAAUGCUUGUGCAAAGCUUAAGGUGGAAACAACUCAGGCUAGCCAGGUAAACAGAAAAGGAGAUGUUAAUGAGCAAGCUACUGAAAGUCAUGAACUUUCAAUAGAUGUGCCAAACAACUACUCUGUUUAUGGAGAAAUUGAGAAAAGGUUGUCAACACUUGAAUUCACCAAAUCUGGAAAAGAUCUCAGAGCUUUAAAACAGAUACUUGAAGCGAUGCAAAAAUCUCGAGCAAUAUUUGAGAACAAGGAACAAGCAUCAGACUGUGCAUCACAAGUAAGCAUGGACGGGACUGUUGAUCAGAAUCGCAGUUCAGGAGCAGCAAGCCCGAGAAACUCGCGGCUCAACAACACAGCUUCUUCUGCUAGAGACAAGGAUUCAAACUCUUUGAAGUCAUAUAAAUCCUCAAUAAUCAUCAUGAAGCCUGCUAAACACUUAAAAAUCAGCAAUUCCUCUCCCUCCGUGCCAUUGAAACACGAUACAUUGUGCAGUGGGAAUGAACAGGUGAAAAUGCAAUCUACCAAAGAUAUUGGUCUGCAACAUACUCAUCUCCGAUCCCUCCCCAGUCAUUCACAAUCACAGCCUUGCACAGACAAAAAUACCAACACGAGAAUUUUGAAACCAACAAAACCGACAAAGGAUCAACAUUGUCUUCGCACAGAAACCUCAACAGCCUCGGGGAACAGUCCAAGAGUAACAAGCUCAAGACUACAUAAAAAGUUUGGGCUAGAAAAACAAUCAUGCCCCACCACCCCAUCAUCAGACUCAAGCAGGAGUGAAAGGAACACCCGAAAAGUUGGAUCGAGUUCCACAGAAACAAAACUCAGGCAGAAAACUUCAACUUCAAAUCAGAAAAGUAUCAAGAAAUCAAGCAAAAGUAGUAGAUGCCCUGGAGAUACGAGUCAACAACAAGGAGGUCUUUACCCUCUGAAGCCCAAGAGUAAUGGAGCGACAUCAAACAUCACUUUGCAAAAUACAAUCAACACGCAAUUUGACAACACCAAAAGCAACUAUAUCCUGCAGGACGAUGAUGAAUGUGAACAAAGGAAUGCAGAAAUGAGGUUGAGCAACAGCAUCCCAAAAGUCAAACCAACACUAACAAUCUCUGAGCAACAAAGUCCCGUCUCUGUUCUUGAUUCUACAUUUUACCAAGACGAUUCACCAUCUCCUAUCAAGAAAAUAUCGUAUGCUUUUGAAGAUGACGAGACUGUAAACUCAGAAGCAGAAUCCAGUCAAGAGGUCCCAGUUCAAUCACAGAAAAGCACAGAGACCCUCAGCACUGAGAUUAAGAACUUGAAGUCAGAGAUCGACAAAUUGAGGAAGCAUAUUCGGCAAGUAAACUUCAGUAAUGAGGAGGAGGAGCUCUUGAAUGACAGCAAAAAUCAUUUCUGCCAAGAAAUGAAUUCUCAGCACAAAUAUAUUUGGCAAGUAUUAUCAGAAUCAGGUCUCCUCAAAGAUCUUGACCAUGGCAUGUCUGCCAUUCAGCUCUACUCACCAGGACACUUGAUCAAUCCCAACUUAUUUCUUGAACUUGAGCAGUCCACGACAGUUAAAUGGCCUUUUGAUGGUGAUUCAUACAGUAAACUGAAUUCCACAUCAGGAGAUCGCAAUAAAGUUCAGAGGAAACUCGUGUUUGAUACUGUUAACGAAAUUCUUUUGGACAAACUAGUGGCUGAACGUUCUUCCAAGCAUUGGCUCUCAAAAAGUAAUAUUGCAGGAACGGAUUCAAGAGGGCAACAGAUUUUGAAAGAACUAUGCACACAGAUUGAUCAGCUACAAGAUAGCAACCAAAGUGGCAGUCUCCACGACUACGAUGAUGCUUCAAGAAACAUGAUUUGGAAAGAUUUGAUGAAUCCAUCCUGCUACUGGGGAAAUUACCAAAAUGAUAUUCCCGGCAUAGUGUUGGAUAUUGAGCGGCAGAUCUUCAAAGACUUGAUAACUGAGAUCGUGAUGAAUGAAGCAAGCUUCUAUGACAAUAACUGCAGGGAAUUUCCCUCAAACUAGAGAAUUCCCAUCAUCUUAGAUAAAUAAACGUGCAAUCUCUUCUUACGACUUCAAACUUUGCAUCCUCAGUCACUUUUACAGGUUUAGGUUUAUUUGACAUUACCCUUCCAGAGUUUUUCUUUUUUUCUCUUGUACAGUUCCAGCAACUCCUGUGUGUGAAUUUAGAUCGUUGCUGGCAUUAGAACUGUAUUAGAAACAACUAUUUACUGUAAAUGAAGGCAAAGGUACACGUAGCAUCCUUGUUUUCAAGUCCUGUCCAGGCAAACUGUACGGAUCACUGACUAUUUUGGAACAUCCAGGUCCUGGAAGUUAGAAAAGAAAAUGAAAAUGUUUUAUAUAAUUUUAUACUA